This is a messenger RNA of Parus major (Great Tit), 2260 nucleotides long. It is a transcript of the gene EGR4, whose product is annotated as early growth response 4. The record is from RefSeq and is a predicted model, not a curated record. Bases 227 to 1678 code for a protein of 483 amino acids. The transcript has 2 exons. NCBI's taxonomy places the organism in Eukaryota, Metazoa, Chordata, Aves, Passeriformes, Paridae. Gene Ontology annotation, biological process: regulation of transcription by RNA polymerase II. Gene Ontology annotation, molecular function: RNA polymerase II cis-regulatory region sequence-specific DNA binding; DNA-binding transcription factor activity, RNA polymerase II-specific.
GAGCGUCCCCCGGCUCAUCCCCGAGCGUCCCUCGGAUCGGUGCGGGCAUCCCGAGCGUUCCCAGCUCAUCCCGGCCUCGCCCCGAGCAUCCCCGGGCUCGCCUGGAGCAUCUCCGCUCUCGCCCCUGAGCAUCCUCCGGCUCUCCCUGGGCAUCCCCCGGCUCCUCCCGAGCAGCCCCGGCUCGUCCCAGCCCGGCCCCCCCGCUCCGGCCGCGUCUCCAGGGAAGAUGCUCAACGUUAUGGAUUUCUCCUGCCCGGAUCCGCUUUACUCCAAGUACGAGGAGAGCUGCGAGAUGAAAACCGGAGACCUGCAGGGCUUGGGGCAGCCUGAGCAGCAACUUCUGGCAGAGGCCGAUUUCCUCGGAGGUGAGCUGCUGGGUGCCCCCGGCAGCGGCGGGGCCGUGGAUUACUCUCUGCUGGGCAGCCAGCCCUCGCCUUCCCUCAGCUACACCGGCAGCUUCUUCAUCAAGGCGGUCCCGGAGCACCCGCAGGACCAGGAAUCCCUCUUCAACCUGAUGUCGGGGAUCCUGGGCAUCUCCCCCUUCGCCUCCUCCGAGGGCCACCAGAGGCACCUGGAUGCUCUUUACCCGUGUCCCGAGGUGGCUCAGAGCCAGCUGGAGCUGUACCCGCCGUGCCAGCCCGAGAUGAGCGGAUCCAGCCCGUUCCCGGAGCCGGGCUUCGGAGCCUUCCCCGCGGCCGAGGGCGCUCAGCCCCUGCCGGCACAGCCCGGGCUGGGAAACAGCUCCCAGUGCUUCUUCCAGCCCAAGCUGCUGGACAGCAAGCAGGACAUCAAGCUGUCCUCCGGCUCCUCGGCCCUGGACAAGUUCAAGGCCUCCUGUGGCCAGUGGGAUCCCCUCUCCCAGCAGCACCAGGCCUUCUUCCCCUCUCCCGAGGGCUUCGCUGCCGCCGACAGUGGCCAGGGGCUGUUUCCCCCGCUGGGCUCCAAGAUGGAGAGCGUCCUGUCCGUCAGCUGCCAGUCGGAGCUCGGCAGCCUGGCAGAGGACUCCGCCUGCUUCGGAACCCAUCUGGGCUUCGGCUGCGAGCCAGAAAACUUCCCGGCCCGCGGGGACUUCGCCGACGCCAAGAUCCACAACAUCCCCGCGCCCUUAAUGCCGGACUUCGACUCCUCCCUGGCCCAGCCCGAGGUCCUGCCGGGCCUGAUGAGCUCGGCCGAGCUCCUCCAUCCUCACCCCUCUCCUUCCGUCCCCCCCACGGACUUUCUGGGCCACCCCACGUCCUCCUCGCUCCCCUCGCUGCUGCCCCCCAACCCUCCGGCCCUGGCCGAGCCCAAGAAGAAGACGCGCCGGAGCAAAUGCUCCUCCAAGUGCUUCUGCCCCAAGCCCCACGAGAAGGCGUUCGCCUGCCCGGUGGAGAACUGCAUCCGGAGCUUCGCCCGCUCCGACGAGCUCAACCGGCACCUGCGCAUCCACACGGGCCACAAACCCUUCCAGUGCCGCAUCUGCCUGCGCAACUUCAGCCGCAGCGACCACCUCACCACGCACAUCCGCACCCACACGGGCGAGAAACCCUUCUCCUGCGACACCUGCGGCCGCCGCUUCGCCCGCAGCGACGAGAAGAAACGCCACAGCAAAGUGCACCUCAAGCAGAAAGCCCGGACCGAGGAGAAGCUCAAGGGCUUGGGGUUCUUCUCGGUGGGGCUCUCCUUCGGGCCGCUCUGAAGCUCCGGCCUGAGCGCUGCCCGGGCGGGCGGCGAUUCCCGAGGUCCCCCGAGCGUCUCAGGGGAGAGCCGGGCUGGGAGUUCCCUCCUGGGUGAGGAGGGAGGCGUUGGAGCCGAGCCGGGCACCGCGGGGCCCGCGGGAGGCGGUGCCGGGGCCGGGCCGCUCCCUGCGGGGAUGGGAUGCGGAGCCGCCUCCGAACCGCCGGGACCAGCUCCGGUUCCGAGGAGGGCAGCGGAAAAGCCGUGUACAGACAGAAAUCGCCACCGAGGUGGGUUCUGUGGACGCUCGGCGUUCGUAGAGGCCGGGCUGUGAUUUCCCAAGCCGGCGCUUGGCAGGAUGCUCCCGGCUGGAGAUUUCCCGGCCGGCACGGGAGAGAGACACCACCGGGCUCCGGCAACCGGUGCUAACAGACCCUUGGGAAAGGUGAUUUCAAUACUAUCAUCAUCAUCAUCAUCAUCAUCUUCAUCAUCUUCAUCAUCGUCAUCAUUCUGUUUGUAAAAAGAAAAGGCCUCUAUCAGGAAUAUUUCAAAUUUGUGUCUAUUUUUCUAAUUAAAGACUUGAGCUGAUCCAGGUCCUCUCUAA